CUCUCUCUCUCUCUUUCUCUCUCUCUCUCUCUAUGCUCCCUCCAUCACUGUGUCCUUCACAGCACAGGCACACCGGUGGGUUAGCACCUCUCCUCACUUUCACUACCUGGACUGAAGGCCUUUCAACCAAAAACCAAAAAGAAGGAUCUACACAGGUUGACCUUUCUUGACAUCCAGCUACAGGCUCCAGUGGGACGGUAAAAAAUGGCUUUUCUCAUUAAAAGUAUGGUGGGGAAUCCUCUGAAGGGCAUGGGUCUCGGGGGAGGAGAGGAGAAGGCCGAGGAGGAGACCCCCAAGGACCCCGCGGCGGCAGCAGGAAUGACCAGAGAAGAAUAUGAGGAGUACCAGAAGCAGCUGGUGGAGGAGAAGAUGGAGAGAGAUGCUGACUUCCUGCAUAAGAAAGCAGAGCGGGCGACCCUGAGGGUGUGUCUCAGAGAGAAGUACAGACUGCCAAAGAGCGAACAGGACGAGAACAUGCUCCAGAUGGCCGGGGAUGACGUGGACGUUCCUGAGGAGCUGCUGAAAAUGGUGGAUGAGGACGCUACGGAAGAGGAGGAGAAAGACUCCAUCCUGGGUCAGAUGCAGAACAUACAGAACAUGGACAUGGAUCAGAUCAAAGAGAAGGCCUCCGCCACUCUGACUGAGAUGAAGAGCAAGGCAGAGGAGAAAUGCUCUGUCAUGUAAAGCACAGUGGGAAUCCAAACACUCCAGAAAGUUGUAUUUAAUGAUUUUCAACAAAUUAUGUCUGAACACACAGUCCGAUUGGUUGAAACGUGAUCUACCCUUAUUGUUAUAUAGGCCUGCAAUAACAGCAAGACUAAUUUAACAAGUCAUAUCCUGCUGACCAAUGGCUGCAAAGCAGCUAGUAUGAGGAAUUUGCCAUAUAUUAAAAUCAUAUAUUUUAACUAUUUAGUCUAUUCAAUCUAACCUAAAGGAACAAAUGACCAAUUUGCAAUUUAGUGUUACUUAUUAUGACACCCCACUCUGUUCUAAAGCUUAAAUACAUAUUAACCUAUUUUACAACAAAUAGUUAAUGUCAAACAUGACCAAACAGCUUAAAGUACUUAGUAAUAAGACAAAAAAUACCUAUUCAUUCAGCUCACAAAAUGCUUAACAAUGAGUUAAAUAAGAAUAACCGUGUAAAUAGGUGCUAUUUUCUGUUGGUCUAUCUCUAAAAUCUCAAUCAAAUACAUUUAAGUUUGUGGUUGUAAGGUGACGAAAUGUGAAGAGGUUCUAGGGGAAUGAAUACUUUUGCAAGCCACUUUAUGUAUUGUAGACCAAAUUAAGAAGCAGAACUAAAAAACAAAUGUGAGUUAGGAGAACUUCUGUCUUGAUAAA
Messenger RNA from Astyanax mexicanus (Mexican tetra), 1338 nucleotides. RefSeq names its product complexin 4a (gene cplx4a). The coding region runs from base 205 to 684 and encodes 159 amino acids. The record is from RefSeq and is a predicted model, not a curated record. Gene Ontology annotation, cellular component: terminal bouton; SNARE complex. NCBI's taxonomy places the organism in Eukaryota, Metazoa, Chordata, Actinopteri, Characiformes, Acestrorhamphidae. Gene Ontology annotation, biological process: regulation of neurotransmitter secretion; neurotransmitter transport; synaptic vesicle exocytosis. The transcript is spliced from 3 exons. Gene Ontology annotation, molecular function: syntaxin binding.